GGUCAAAAUCUGAACUAAAGAAUAGAAUAGAAGAAUUUAAGAAGAUGAGUUCAAAAACAGAUGCUAAAAAAUCUGAAAAUGGAUCAUCCCCUACAGAUGGAGAAUAUCCUCAUUGGAUGAGUUUUAAACCGGGAGAUGAUCAGGUUCAACCAAUCAAACUACAGGUCAAAGGUACAAUCCCAACCUGGGUUAAAGGUUCACUCUUUAGAAAUGGAUCUGGUUUAUUUGAAAUAAACAAUAAAAAAGUUAACCAUGUUUUUGAUGGAUUCGCUGUACUCCUCAGAUUCACAAUCCAAGAUGGUGGAGUAAUGUUUCAGAGUCAUUUACUGGAUAGUGAGACAUGGGAGAAGUGUUAUAAAGCCAAUCGUAUUGUUGUUGAUCAGUUUGCUUCUAAUGCUCUUCCAGAUCCUUGUAAAAGUAUUUUCUCUAGGAUAUUCUCCCUAUUUCAACCACCAGAAAGAACAGAUAAUACAGCUGUGAAUAUUGUGGAAAGAGGAGAUGAAUUAUGGGCCUUUACAGAAACUCCCAAAAUGAACAGAGUUGAUCCUAAAACUCUAUCGAAAUCUGGGCAGAACGAUUUAACUGACUAUUUAGCAGUUCAUCUUUCCACUGCCCACCCUCAUCUAGAGCCAGAUGGAACUCUGUAUAACCUUGCUACUUGCUUCAAUUAUACUAAAGCCUUCAAUAUUGUCAAAAUACCACCCAAUUCUAAUGGUAAUUUAAGCUGGGAUCAGAUGGAAGUAGUAGGAAGUUUUCCAUCAAGAUGGAAAGGAACUAUGGGAUACAAUCAUAGUUUUGGCAUGGCAGAAAACUUUUUCGUUGUCCUGGAACAACCCUAUGCUUUCAGUGUACUGCGGUUGCUAUUUAAAAAGUUAGUUAAUUAUACAGUCAAUGAUUGUAUAGUGGCUUAUCCACAGGAAAAGACUUUAUUCAAUGUGAUGACCAAAUCAGGAGUACAUCUAAAAACUAAAUACAUGUCCGAUCCGCUGUUUGUAUUCCAUUUUAUCAACUGUUAUGAGAAAAACAAACAGCUGGUGGUGGAUUUUGUAUUUUAUGAUGAUGUUGGCUUCGUAGACAAAUUGUAUAUGGAGCAUUAUAAAGACUAUAAAUAUAAAGAAACAGAUUCUAAACCUAAAUUUGGAAGAUUUGUUUUACCCCUGGAUGUUUCAAAAGUAAUGGUUGGUAAGAAUUUGGUGACAUUGGACAUUAAAGCUACAGCUACACUACAAGAAGAUGGUAGUGUUUACCUGACACCAGAUUUGAUCAUAGAAGAGGGUUUGUUUAUGGAACUUCCACAAAUAAAUUAUCAACAUUACAACUCCAAAGAAUAUCGCUAUGUUUACGCUUCUACUAUAUUUUCUAAAUACAAUAAGAUCCAUAAACUAGAUUUAAAAGAGCGUAAAGUGAUAACGUAUACAUCUGAUGGUGAAGAGUUUGAUUAUUUCCCAGGGGAACCGAUAUUCGUACCCAAACCUGGUGGUAAGAGAGAAGAUGAAGGUGUAUUGCUGGCACCUAUAAUGUCCAACAUUGCUGGGCUGGCCUCCUACCUGGUUAUUAUUGAUGCUGAGACAAUGAAGGAAUUGGCUCGUGCCGUUUUACCAGCUGAUGUCAUGAUGACCUUAACAUUCCAUGGUACAUUCUCUACUACCAAAUUAUAAACUACUGUAAUCCAAAACUAUCACAUUUCCAUAUAUUCUCUUGUGAAAUUUGAAAUAAAAACAAUUCCCUCCCAGAAAUUUAAUAAUCAAAUGACUCACUCUAUGCAUUUUUCAGAGGGUUUGCAGAAUUUAUAUGUUUUAUUAUUAAGGGUCUACAGCAUGGGUUUUGAUAAAUCUUAUUUACUAUGUAUGAAGUAUGAUGAAUUGGGGUGUGGUUUGAUCAUGAUGCAGCUUGUCUUGCUAUUUUAUUAUAAUACAAUAUGUAUAUGAAUCUGUCCAUCUCAAACACAUUUAAUUCUUAUAUAUUUUAACUAAUUGUUAAUCAAAAUAUUGUGAAAAUUAUAUGUUGUUUUUUCAUGUUAUACGUUAUAACUAUGGUUGUUCGUAUGGGCUGAAUGUUAGACUUGCCUAUGUCACUUUGAUGAAAUGGACCUAAUUCUUACUCCAUGCAAAAUGUAGAGUCUAUGUUUGUCCCCAUGAAUGUUAGACAGGGCCAUGUCACUUUGAUGUAAUAAAGCUAAUUAUGAUAAAUGUAAAAUAUAGAGUUUAUUAUUGUUAUAAUUAUGAGGAAAUGAAAUUGUUAUAUGAAAAAUCAAAGAAAUCACCAAUGAGCUAAAAAUCAAGAAUUGUUUAUUCUCCUUUCGUGUACUAACAUGUGAUUUGUGUUUAUUAUUUUUUUGUUAUUAAAGCUAUUGUUGUGACUAAUUUAUAGACUGUUCUAAAAAUAUUUAUAUUGUUAUAAAAUAAAAGUUGUGAAAUUUAAAAGAAAAAUUUAAAACACCCGUCCAUUGGACUUCGGGCCUUGUCUUGGACAAGACACACACAGGUUCUCAAGGAUUGUGGCAUGACUUGUCUUAUAUUAUAGCAGGCUAUCAUUUGACUUUUUAAUCGUAGAUAUAUAAUUUCUCUGUAUAUUAUUAUUAUUUGGAGGGUGAUUUAACGUUCAAUACCAUUAAUUUUAUAAUCUACAAUGUGUUCAAUUUCAAUAUCUACCAUUGACUG
Messenger RNA from Lottia gigantea (owl limpet), 2660 nucleotides. RefSeq lists its product as hypothetical. The record is from RefSeq and is a predicted model, not a curated record. The transcript is spliced from 11 exons. Gene Ontology annotation, molecular function: beta-carotene 15,15'-dioxygenase activity; carotenoid dioxygenase activity. Gene Ontology annotation, biological process: retinal metabolic process; carotene catabolic process. NCBI's taxonomy places the organism in Eukaryota, Metazoa, Mollusca, Gastropoda, Lottiidae. The coding region runs from base 45 to 1658 and encodes 537 amino acids.